This is a messenger RNA of Bolinopsis microptera, 1408 nucleotides long. RefSeq lists its product as uncharacterized. Lineage: Eukaryota; Metazoa; Ctenophora; Tentaculata; Lobata; Bolinopsidae. The coding region runs from base 172 to 879 and encodes 235 amino acids. The record is from RefSeq and is a predicted model, not a curated record. The transcript is spliced from 6 exons.
GCUGUAAUUGUCGCUGUUGUUGUUGCUGUUAUUGUCGCUAUUGUUAUCUAGAUAUUAUCAGCGCACUUUCUAAUGUCGGCGCGCUUGUUAUCCAGCUGUGAUAGCACAUCAUCAGCUUUUUACGGCCCAGAUUGCAGUACAGAUUAUUAACAGACAACAGAGUAGAAAACUAUGAUAGUAUCAUCCUGCCCCUCCAGCCGACUUAGCAUGAUACCAUUCUCCAGAGAGCGCACCAUGCCCCCAUUCUCCAGACAGCGCACCAUGCCCCCAGUCUCUAUCAAGGAGUACAGGAAGUUAAAAGAGCAGGAGGAUAAAGGUAGAAACUCAGCACUCUCCGGUUUUGAUGUUAGGAAGAUAAAAACAGCCCCUCCCGCCAGAAAAUCCUCCUCACGUAAAUCCUCAUUCAUAUUUCAGAGACAACCCUCCAAACCGGAAGUUAGACCGUUCUCAGAGUCGAGGAAGAGUCAGAGUGUACCGACUAGUCCGGGACCUAAGACUAGCCCAGAGCCACGAACAACCAAGCGGACCAGGGACAAACCUCAGACUGACUACUUCAAGGACAGAUCGUACAUGUCUGACGUGUACUCUUGGGCUAGGAAUGGGGAGGAGAAAAGUAGCGAGCAGAUAAAGGGAAUGGAACUGACGGAAACGAUAAUGAACUACAAACCAGAGCGCCCCAAAAAGGGCGUGUACCAGAAAUCAGAGAACGACGACCCCCUGAGGGCAGGUCUGGGGUAUGAGGGCUACAUGGACUGUUUGUUGAGGGGGCGGAGACACCGCCUCACUAGAAAGCAGUGGCUAUUCCCGCAGGGUAUUACAUCAGAUCUAAAGAACGAGCAGCCAACACUGGUUCCGGUUAACAGCAUGGUACGAGAAUAACCACGUGCGCGCGCGACGAGAAUAACCACGUCACUGUAACGCUGGCAUUCCUAGAGACUAUAGUUGGUAACUAUGCUAGAGACUACUAACAUCUUAGUUCUUCGUUCCGAGAAUAUGUACAAUGCAAGCAGAUCAUUAGAUUUUGAGACAGAAUCUUAUUUGGUGAACAUGAAAUGCAACAACGAACUUGGAGGAUUUUUCUUUUUACAUCAUUUAAGAAAGGACGUUUUGAGUGUUGACUGAUCUAUAUUCUAUAACUCCAGAGAAAACGCCUGAACACGAUUCAGAAGCAUUGUUGUAUAAUCCUGUUCAGAAGCACCAAGUGUCCUUCAAAAAGAAUGGUGUUAAUUAAUUUUAAAUCAGAUUUUACGAAUUAAUCUAAUGUUUAAAUGAAAAUUUGAUUAUAUUGUUCAGAAUUUUGAAAGGAGUCUGAACAAAACGCACUCAGUUUGAAGAUUUCCGACUUUCUAUUUAGUAUUUAUAUUGAAACUGUGCUAUUUGUUUGGUUUUGCAAUGAUUAAAUCAGCAG